AUACUGCGCGUUCUUGGGCUUCCACGAAGUGGAAGCGAAGUCCGGAUAGACUCCAGUUGCACACUGGCUGCCAGCUGAUACAGGGAGGUUUCAACAGGUGCGAACCAACUCGCGCGCGGGCUGAAAUUUUCGCGUCUAACCUGAAAUGUAGUCCGGGAUGGGGGACCAGAACUUUUCCCAAUUGGAAUGUGUGGAAAGCAAUUUCGGACCCCAAAGGGACCCCCUAUACAUCGUCAUCCCUAUAAUAGCUGCAUACGUGGUCAUCUUCAUCACCGGCGUGGUUGGUAAUGUCAGCACUUGCAUCGUCAUUUCCAGGAACAAGACUAUGCACACAGCCACCAACUAUUACCUAUUCAGUCUUGCUAUAUCGGAUCUUCUGCUCCUGCUGUCAGGGUUACCCCAGGAGGUCUACCUUAUAUGGUCCAGGUACCCUUACAUCUUCGGCGCAGCCUUCUGUUUUCUUCGUGGUCUCUUCGCUGAAAUAUCUUCCAACGCUACAGUCUCCACCAUAACAGCCUUCACAUUUGAGCGUUACCUGGCCAUAUGUCACCCUUUGAGGUCCCACAUGAUGUCCAAGUUGUCCAGGGCUGUGAGGAUUAUUUUCGGUAUUUGGUUCUUCUCGAUCUUCUUGGCUAUUCCUCAGGCUAUGCAGUUUGGUAUCGUGAUGUACGGUAAUUGUGAGGUAUGCCAGUUGAUAGAGCCCAUAAUUGAACAUUCUUUCGAAGUUAGUUCUUUGGUGUUUUUCGUUGCACCCAUGACUGUUAUAUCGGUGCUGUAUAUCUUGAUUGGGUUGAAACUUCACCAAUCUAGGAAUAUGAGGAGGCAGAAUACUAGUGUCGCAGGGCAUAGGAAGUCCUCUAGAAAAAUUAUCAAGAUGCUUGUUGCUGUAGUUGUUGCCUUCUUCAUUUGUUGGGCCCCAUUCCACAUCCAACGGCUAUUCACAAUUUACUCCGGUGAUUCUAUGAACAAGGAGGACUACCAGCUGUACCUUAAGAUCUACGAGAUUGUGACGUACAUCAGUGGGAUAUUAUAUUAUUUGUCAGCAACUAUAAACCCCAUUCUGUACAACAUAAUGUCCAUUAAAUUCAGAGAGGCUUUCAGGGAAACUUUCUCAAGAUGCCGUCAUCUGUCAUGUUUCAAGUCGCGACAGCCACAGCGAUCGUACUCGGUCCUUUCUCGUUCUAUUCCCACGGGAUGCGAGCAACCGAGCGGCAGCGGAGGCAGUGGAAGCAGCGGAGGCAAAGAUUCGGCCAUCAAAAAUGAGGCCUCAACAAGAGCGAACCCAGUACUUUCGCGGAGAGACACAUCCAAAUCCAUUUCCGAUCAAAAUUUAGGCAAGAGAUCCAAGCAGUACAUUUUCUCAGAAAAUAAAACGAGAAAACCCUCAGCAGACAGCACAAGCUCUUCCGGCAAAAAACUGGGCAACCCAAGCAAUGCAAAAACCUGCGAUAUGAUUUCUCUGCAUGUGAAAUCAGUAGAUAUGGCUGCGAAAGAACAGAAGACUGUUUCCGAAUGCUGUGGACUCUUCGCCCACAAAGACAAGGAGGGUGUUAAAGUCAGCAGGAAGUACUCUGCACAUUUCACUUCCGCCUUCCUUCACGACAACCUUCUUCAAGGCCAGAAUCUUGUCAAGCCCGACAGUCUUUGCCACGUCAGCAGCUCCAGUCCGAAGGAUACUGAAAAGGGUGUCUUGGAGGAUGAACUGACGACUUAUAUGAAGGAAAUACAGAGAAGAGAACAGACUGUAUAUAGCGAACAGGCUUGAGAUUCAGAGUCUCUUCUGUGAAGGGAAUGGAUCUCAGUUCGUUGGUUGUUCAGGUGAGUUUCGAGCAUAACU
This is a messenger RNA of Coccinella septempunctata (seven-spotted ladybird), 1837 nucleotides long. RefSeq names its product pyrokinin-1 receptor-like. The transcript has 4 exons. Lineage: Eukaryota; Metazoa; Arthropoda; Insecta; Coleoptera; Coccinellidae. Gene Ontology annotation, molecular function: neuromedin U receptor activity. The record is from RefSeq and is a predicted model, not a curated record. The coding region runs from base 158 to 1765 and encodes 535 amino acids. Gene Ontology annotation, cellular component: plasma membrane. Gene Ontology annotation, biological process: neuropeptide signaling pathway.